AUGACGAAUGGACACAUACUACCUAUCCAGUCGAAGUUGAGUGACGCAAAGGCUCAACUAGAGUUGCACCCGCUCCCAGAAGGAGAUGCCGUGCUGGUCAGAGUGAAGCCACCAAUGUCGCCGCCGAACUCCUCCUCCCAGACACAUGUCCCGUGCGAUGUCGUUUUGGUUAUCGAUAUCUCAGGAAGCAUGGGCGAUAGUGCUCCUUUGCCACCGAACGGGUCCAAUCAGUCGGAGGAUACUGGAUUAUGCGUGCUUGACUUGGUCAAACAUGCCGCGAAGGUUAUCAUUGCAUCCUUAGCAGAUGACGACCGCUUGGGAAUCGUGUCAUUUCACACCCAUCCUGAAGUCGUCCAGUCGAGACUUCCCAUGACCAAUGGAAAUAAGAAAUCAACCAUCGAUCGAAUCGAGCAGCUUCACCCCAAAAUGAGCACGAAUCUCUGGGGAGGUAUUCGGGAGGGGCUGAAAUUGUUCGAGGACGGCCACGCUGUAGAUGGCAAUGUCCCCGCGCUGAUUGUUCUUACGGAUGGGCAGCCGAACCAUAUGUGCCCCCCGCAAGGUUACCUUCCCAAAUUGAUACCGAUUCUGAACAGAAUGGCGAAGAAGGGGAUCCCUCCGAUCACCAUCAACACUUUCGGAUUUGGAUACAACUUGCGUUCGGGAUUGCUCCAGUGCAUUGCCGAGGAGGGCAACGGCUCGUACGCUUACAUUCCUGACGCCGGAAUGAUUGGGACGGUGUUCGUUCAUGCGAUGGCUAACCUUUUCAAUACGUUUGCUGCGGCUGCAUCAUUGACCUUUAUCACAUCCCCCGAAUUGGCCCUGGAUUUCCGAGGCAUGGUUGCUGCCACGGCAACUCAAAUUGGCGGUGCCCGAUUAAAGAUUGGGAAUCUACAAUACGGACAAUCUCGUGAUAUUGUUCUAGCCUACGGUGGCAAACAGCCCCGACUGUCCUCUACUAUCCAGGUAUCGCUGCGCUGCCGUGGACCUUCUAUGGAAAGACUUGAGUUGACCACCGCUACAUCAUUAUCCCAGAGAUCUUCUCUUCCAGACGAGUACUGCCAGUACCAGCGGUUCCGUACUCGCUUCUGCCACAUGAUCUCUUCCUUGUUUCCUGCAUCCGCCAACGGGGAAUACAAAGCUGUUGACGAUCCUGCCGAUGCGCUGCUCGACCUGGAAGAACUAGCCACUGACAUCAACUGUUCAGGGCUUAAUGAUCCACUGAACACAUCGUUAUUCAAUGACUUGUGUGGACCGGAGCCGAUGGGGCAAGUCAAAACCGCACUGUCUCAUGGGACAUAUUGGCAGAAAUGGGGGGCACAUUAUCUUCGUUCCCUCUUAUCUGCACAUUCCCGCCAAGUGUGUAAUUCGUUCAAGGACUCAGGGCCGUUGCAAUAUGGAUCCGAAUCCCCCGUGUUCAUCAGAUGCCGAGAUCAGCUGGAUGAAAUUUUUGACAACCUGCCGGCGCCGAAAUCUUCCCCUCGUCCCGCACAAACAACUGGCCGUACCCGCGGACUCGGUGCACCACCUCCGUACACUCCCUUGCGCAUGUCCAGGUACAGAAAUUUCAAUAGUUCCUGUUUUGCCGGCCACUGCCUCAUCCAGUUAUCCAACGGACGCAAUGUUCCAGUGCGUUCCUUGCGCCCAGGUAUGUCCGUAUGGACGCCGGCUGGAUUCAAUACUAUCAAAGCCAUUGUUGGAACUAGAAUACGACGCCAGAAGCUUUGUCGGAUCGGAAACCUCUGGAUUACACCCUGGCACCCGGUCUGUUCUGCGGAAGGUCAGUGGGCUUUUCCCAUAGACAUUGCCGAAGAGACGAGGACGGUAGCAUGUCCCGUCUAUUCUCUCUUACUCAACCACUCCCCCGACCCGGACGCCCAUGCUGUUCGCAUAGGCAGCAUCAAAGCGGUCACUCUGGGCCACGGAAUCACCAAAGGCAAUGAUAUUAGAACUCACGCCUUUUUCGGUGAUUGGAUGAAGGUCAAACAUAAUUUGGUUUGUCAGGGUCUACUUGAUGGAAGCCAUCACGUGCAGUGGGUUGAUGGGGUAUGGAAGGACGAGCAGACGGGCUUGGCCGGAGGAUUCUUGAAACCUUCCAGUCUCCGCAGAAAGCGUCCGCUUUCUAAAAGGCUGGGUGGUCUGAGAAGCUGGCGUCAUUCAAUCACUGCAGCGCCACUAGGCAUUGCUUGUUAG
This is a messenger RNA of Eremomyces bilateralis CBS 781.70, 2190 nucleotides long. RefSeq lists its product as uncharacterized. The transcript has a single exon. Lineage: Eukaryota; Fungi; Ascomycota; Dothideomycetes; Eremomycetales; Eremomycetaceae. The record is from RefSeq and is a predicted model, not a curated record. Bases 1 to 2190 code for a protein of 729 amino acids.